UUUCUCAAGUAAAUAAUGAGCAUUGAGAAUUCAUGAGAAAAAUGGUCAAGUACUUGCAAAUACGUUGAGCGCACGGCUUCCACACAAAAAUGGCGGCUUAUCUGAAGCUCACACUGCCGCCCUUUUUCCAUCCUUCGUCUUCCUCUUUCUCUGCAAACUACUAAAUACCUAGCUCUGCCAUGAAAACCGCUUGGCCCUCCUCGCCUUCAUUUCCCGCCGCAAGCUUCGCCACCAACUCUCUCGCUUCUUCCAGAAGAAAGGUGUUAUGUUAUCAAGGGGUACUUGUGGAUAAAAUAUACUCAAAAUACUUUCUACUCUGCAAAUCUACUUCAAGUGGUAGAUUAUCCAGGUCAAGAAGUUUAGAAAUUCUUUCCCAUAGGUCAGGAAGGACUGCCUUACGUCAAAUGAAGAUAAAUAAACCUAAGUCUCUUCAAAAGGUGGAAGAAAGCUUUGACUUUAUUUUUGGAAAAUCAUUAAGUUUUCUUCAAGAAUGGAGCCGAUUACAAUCAAUGGGCAUAGUUGUUGUUAUACUGACAUGCACAUUCAUGAUCAUUCCACCAUCCCAAGCUGUUGAUGCACUCAAAACAUGUACAUGCUUGCUGAAGGAAUGCAGGCUUGAACUUGCCAAAUGCAUUUCAAACCCACUAUGUGCUGCCAAUGUUGCUUGUCUCCAAACCUGCAAUAAUCGACCCGAUGAGACCGAAUGCCAAAUUAAAUGUGGUGACCUGUUUGAAAACAGUGUAGUGGAUGAAUUUAAUGAAUGUGCAGUAUCCCGAAAGAAAUGUGUGCCUAUGAAAUCCGAUGUUGGGGAAUUUCCUGUACCCGACCCGUCUGUUCUUUUUCAGAGUUUCAAUAUAUCAGAUUUCAGUGGGAAGUGGUUCAUCACUAGUGGCUUAAACCCCACUUUUGAUACAUUUGAUUGUCAGUUGCAUGAAUUUCAUGUGGAGUCUGGAAAACUUGUUGGAAAUAUAACUUGGAGAAUACGGACUCCAGAUAGCGGUUUCUUUACAAGAUCAACUGUGCAGAGAUUUGUUCAAGAUCCUGCACAUCCUGGGGUACUCUACAACCACAACAAUGAGUAUCUUCACUACGAGGAUGACUGGUAUAUUCUAUCAAGCAAGGUGGAGAACAAACCAGACGAUUACAUUUUCGUUUACUAUCGUGGUCGGAACGAUGCUUGGGAUGGCUAUGGUGGAGCUGUAGUAUACACAAGAAGUGCAGUACUGCCAGAAAGCAUAAUUCCCGAGCUUGAAAAGGCAGCUAAGAGCGUAGGGAGAGACUUCAACAGGUUCAUAAGAACAGACAAUUCGUGCGGUCCCGAGCCACCUCUUGUAGAAAGACUGGAGAAGACAUUGGAAAGCGGAGAACAAACGAUCAUAAGGGAAGUCGAACAGAUCGAACAAGAGGUGGAAAAGGAGGUGGUGCAGAUUGAACAGGAGGUGGAGAAGGAGGUGGAGAAGGUGGGGAAAACAGAAAUGACAUUGAUAGAGAAGUUGGGAGAAGGUCUGAAAGAACUCCAACAGGAUGAGGAGUUCUUCCUUAGGGAGUUGUCAAAAGAAGAGAGUGAUCUUUUGAAUGAGCUAAAAAUGGAAGCAAGUGAGGUUGAAAAUUUGUUUGGAAGAGCACUUGCUCUUAGAAAACUAAGAUAGACUUACUUUUUGACAUAUAAAAAUUAAAACCUUGUUUAUAUAUAUUAUUCAACAUAUAAAAAUGCUUAGAAGA
Molecule: messenger RNA, 1722 nt
Organism: Momordica charantia (bitter melon)
Lineage: Eukaryota; Viridiplantae; Streptophyta; Magnoliopsida; Cucurbitales; Cucurbitaceae
Gene: NPQ1
Product: non-photochemical quenching 1
Biological process (GO): xanthophyll cycle; chlorophyll metabolic process
Cellular component (GO): chloroplast
Molecular function (GO): violaxanthin de-epoxidase activity
Source: RefSeq, a predicted model, not a curated record